GAGAGAGAGAGAGAGAGAGAGAGAGAGAGAGAGAGAGUGUGUGUAAAGUGAGCCGCUGGUUCACACGGACUACCGUCGAUCCGAGGCGCUUACCGGAACAGCGAUCCCGAGCUCGUGCGCGCCGCCGUCAUCUCCGUCAGCUGUGCGCGUGUCGUGAAAGAGAAGGAUCGCACUCUGGAGAGACGGAGAACAUGGACGGAGCACCGGGGACCGGGACCGACGCGAGCGGAGCACCGACGCGACGCGGACGCGCAGCCGACGCUCUGCUGUUCGUCUUCAUCUUCAGUCUCGACGUCUUCAUCAUCCAGGCGUCUUCGCUCCGGUUCUCCGAGGAGCCGCAGUCUCAGGAUGCGUUACACGGCCGCAGUGCUAUCCUGCGCUGUGAGCUCAGCGGCCCGGAGGACAUGCGCUUCUGGUGGACACAGGACGGCCGGCGCGUGCAGGACUCGAACCGUCGCUUCCAGGAGGGCAGUAACCUGAAGUUCACCGCGGUGGACCGUCACACAGACACCGGCAGCUUCCAGUGUGUAGCGUCCAGCAGCUCCACCGGAGACACCCUGACCUCCGCCAGCGCCUCCUUCAACAUCAAGUGGCUGGAGAGGGGGCCAAUUACAAUGAACGAACCCGCCUCAGAGGCGGAGCUAGAGGAGGCUGAGCGAAUCGUGCUGCAGUGUCACAUUGAUGGACAUCCACGGCCGAGCAGUAAAUGGUUCAAAGAUGGAGUUCAGCUGGACAGAAAGGACCGGAUCCUGACACUGACCAACCUCAGCACAGGGGAUUCUGGGAUAUACUCCUGCUGUGCUCAGAAUGCUGCUGGAAAAGUGUGCACUAACAGCAACAUCACCCUCAAUAUUUUUGAUAAGUCGGUUCCCCGUGUGCUGGUGUCUCCGGUGGAUCAGGUGGUUCUGCGUAACGAGGAUGCUGUGUUUCACUGUCAGUUCAGAUCCAAGCCGCCGCCGCUGAUUGAGUGGUUCCACGACGCAGAACCCAUCGUCAACAAAUCACAGGUCGUGGUGUACGCUAACGGCACACUGCACAUCACUCAGGUGAAGCAGCGCAGCACAGGUGUGUAUAAAUGUGUGGCUCAGUAUGGAGAAAACAAACAAGUACAUGUGGAGGCAGUGCUCAGGAUCGCAGAGUUGUCAGACAUGGGCGAGCGCGUGUGGCGUGUGUUCUCUGCGGGCCGCGGGGAGCGUGUGCGCUGUGAUCCUCCGCGGGGGCAGCCCGAGCCGCAGGUGUGGUGGGAGCGUGCGGGAGCUCGAGUGGCGUCUGAGGGUCGAGUCUAUCAGCGGGACGGAGAUCUGAUCUUCAGCCCCACAGACGCAUCAGACUCGGGCGUCUACACGUGUGUCGCCCGCAACACGGCCGGACAGAAGCAGCAGGAGCUCGUGGUCACAGUCGCCACCUCUCCAGAGUGGAUCGUCCAGCCGCAGGACACACACGUGGAGGAGGGUCAGCCGGGUUUCCUGCACUGUCUCGCACGGAGCACGCCGGAGCCACGGGUCACAUGGUACCGCAAGAGCGUCCCGAUCACUGAGGAGGGCUCUCGUUACAAGCUCUUCUCUAACGGCACGCUGAGGAUCAACAGCGCAGAGGUGAAGGACAACCAGACGUACAGCUGUGUGUGUGAGACGGAGGCCGGAUCGGUCAGCGCACACGCACGGAUUCACAUACUGGGUGAGAGAGUGUGUGUGUGUGUGUGUGUGAGACGCACACGCACGGAUUCACAUACUGGGUGA
This is a messenger RNA of Carassius auratus (goldfish), 1739 nucleotides long. RefSeq names its product inactive tyrosine-protein kinase 7-like. NCBI's taxonomy places the organism in Eukaryota, Metazoa, Chordata, Actinopteri, Cypriniformes, Cyprinidae. Gene Ontology annotation, biological process: dendrite self-avoidance; homophilic cell-cell adhesion; axon guidance. The transcript is spliced from 11 exons. Gene Ontology annotation, cellular component: axon; plasma membrane. Gene Ontology annotation, molecular function: cell-cell adhesion mediator activity. The coding region runs from base 192 to 1739 and encodes 515 amino acids. The record is from RefSeq and is a predicted model, not a curated record.